AUGAGUGAGAGAGUAGAAGCUGUUGUGACGUCUAGCUCUGUUAUAAUUCAUCAGCAGCAACCAUCAUUUGUUCAUUAUGAUCAUAUUCAUGAAUCAAUGAGUAGUACUACAACUCCAAAAACAACCCAUCAUCAUGAUAUCACUAAUGGAGGAAUAUCUCCCACAAAGAGCCCCUUAAUAGCCACACUCAAUGUCAUGAUGACACCAAUUGCCAGCCCCAUGAAGAAAGCAAUUGAAAGCAUGCAAGGUUACUUGGAAGAAUUUGGUCAUUUUACUAAGCUUAACCCUCAAGAAGCUUGGCUUCCAAUUACAGAAUCAAGGAAUGGUAAUGCUUAUUAUGCAGCUUUUCACACGCUUAGUUCAGGUCUUGGAGUUCAAGCCCUUGUCCUCCCUUUUGCUUUUACUUCCCUUGGUUGGACAUGGGGAAUCCUGAGUCUAGCACUGGCGUUUUCGUGGCAAUUAUACACACUAUGGUUGUUGAUUCAACUCCAUGAAUCAGUACCCGGGAUGCGAUUUAGCCGCUACCUUUGGCUAUCAAUGGCUGCUUUUGGUAACAAGCUUGGGAAGGUAUUAGCUCUGUUCCCAACCAUGUAUCUAUCAGGAGGCACUUGUGUUGCGCUAAUAAUGAUUGGAGGUGGUACCAUGAAGAUGUUCUUCCAGAUUGUGUCUGAAAACACAACCAAUUUAAACCAUCUUAGCAUGACAGAAUGGUACCUCUUAUUCACAAUCUCAGCAAUAAUUCUGGCCCAACUUCCCAACCUAAAUUCCAUAGCAGGAGUAUCCCUCGUCGCCUCACUUACUGCUGUUUCCUAUUGUACCAUGAUUUGGGUUGUCUCCAUAGUUAAAGAUAGGCCUAGGGACAUUUCCUAUGACCCAUUAAGAACAUCUUUAAAGAAGGACUAUAAAUCUGAAAUUGGUCAAAUUUGCAGCAUCCUAAACGCCCUUGGUAUCAUUGCAUUUGCUUUCAGGGGUCACAAUUUAGUCCUUGAAAUUCAGGGCACAAUGCCUUCUAGUGCCAAGCAGCCUUCUAGAUCGCCAAUGUGGAAAGGAGCAAAAAUCUCCUACCUCAUAAUUGCUUUGUGUUUAUUUCCAUUAGCAAUUGGAGGCUACUGGGCUUAUGGAGUCCUGAUUCCUACCAAUGGAGGCAUAAUGAGUGCUUUAAACAAGUAUCACAGGAACGACACAUCAAAGGCGAUUUUGGGGGCGACGAGCCUCCUGAUCGUAUUCAACAGCCUCACAUCUUUUCAAAUCUACGCGAUGCCUGUGUUCGACAACUUCGAGUUCAGGUUCACCAGCAACCACAACAGGCCAUGCCCGAGAUGGCUAAGGGUUGUGCUUCGGAUCCUCUUCGGUUGCCUGGCAUUCUUCAUCGCGGUUGCGCUUCCGUUCCUGCCGAGUUUAGCUGGCUUGCUUGGUGGCAUUUCACUGCCAAUCACGUUCGCGUACCCUUGCAUAAUGUGGAACUUGAUCAGCAAACCUAAGAAGUAUAAGGCGAUGUGGUGUCUGAAUUGGUCACUUGGAGUCUUGGGGAUUGUUUUGAGCAUUCUUCAAGUCUUUGGUGCCAUAUGGACCAUUGUCACCAAGGGAAUCAAUGCAAAUUUCUUUAGGCCUCACUAA
Messenger RNA from Oldenlandia corymbosa var. corymbosa, 1617 nucleotides. Lineage: Eukaryota; Viridiplantae; Streptophyta; Magnoliopsida; Gentianales; Rubiaceae. The record is from the annotation of a GenBank genome assembly.